Sphenostylis stenocarpa is the source of this 1923-nucleotide messenger RNA. Lineage: Eukaryota; Viridiplantae; Streptophyta; Magnoliopsida; Fabales; Fabaceae. The record is from the annotation of a GenBank genome assembly.
AUGAACAUGGAGUCCAUUAUUAUGAUUUUGAUCUUUUUGGUAGCAUCAGAUCCAGGCUUAGCAGCACCCUCUCCCUCUCCUUCUCCCACCAUUUCCCCCACUGACAAUUCAACAUGCCCAGUGCCCAUGAAUUAUGUUCAAACAGUUCCUUGGAACAUCUCUUCUUGCCAUAACUUCCAACCCUUGCCAUCCCAAUACCAAACAAGCACAAGUCCUUGCUGCCAAACCCUCCUAUCCCUCUUUGGCGUAGCACUUGCACAAAACCUCAAAGAAAACUCUCUUUUCCAACUCCCCAACCUCCCUACCUCUAUCUCUUGCCUCCAACACUUCCAAUCUAAUCUCACAUCCCUCUCACUUCCCAACAACCUUGUCUCCUCCUGCUUUGAUCCACAUCAAUUUGUCAUCACUCCCAACAUCUGUGCUCGUAUGCAGAACAUGGAAGAUUGGCUCACCAGGCUUGGUUCUACACCACAGCUCGACACUGCAUGUAAACCAGACCUCACUGAUCGAAACCAAUGCAACAAGUGCGUGGCUGAGGGGUACAAGGUUCAGCAGAAGCUUAGUGCCAUUGAUGGUAAUGAAUCACAUUCCCAAGAUUGCUUUUACUUCACAGCACUUUACAUGGCUGGAGUUGCCAAUGAGUAUGGCCCUGAGAGCAAAGGUGCUUUGUCUUGCAUUUUGAUUUUGUUGGUUAAUUCACAAGUUGAUUCAAGGGGUAGCCGUCGUGCUCUUGUGCUUGGUUUGAUUGUAGCUUCACUUUCAGUCCUGGUAAUCAUACUGUUAGGAUUAGGUUUCUAUUUUUGGUACACCAAGAGAAGAAGUGUCGAAAAUUUGCUAGCCUAUUCUGAUCUACAGGAACAAAGCUUCAGCCUAAGGCUGAGACCAAAUACAGUGCUAACUUGGUUUGAAUUUGAGGAUCUUGUGAGGGCCACCAACAAUUUUUCAACGCAGAACUUUAUUGGCAGAGGUGGGUUUGGGUUGGUUUACAAGGGCAUUCUACCUGAUGGCACAAUGGUUGCGGUGAAAAGGCUUGAAGAAUCCGAUUCUCAAGGAGAUGCUUUGUUCUACAGUGAGGUGGAGAUUGUUAGCAACUUGAAGCACCGUAAUCUGGUGCCACUAAGAGGGUGUUGUGUGGUUGAUGAGGAGGAUGAGAAUCACAAUCUUGAAUACAGAAGAAGGUUUCUAGUUCAUGAAUAUAUGCCAAACGGAAGCCUUGCAGACCAUCUUUUUCCAACCAAAUUAGAUAAUGAAAAUACAACGAAAUCCCUGACUUGGCCUCAAAGAAAAAACAUAGUCUUGGAUGUGGCAAAUGCUUUGGUUUAUUUGCACUUUGGUGUUAAACCUGCAGUGUAUCACAGAGAUAUCAAAGCCACCAAUAUACUACUUGAUGCAGAUAUGAGGGCGAAGGUUGGAGAUUUUGGGCUAGCCAAAUGGAACAGUGAAAGUAGGUCUCAUCUAAAUACAAGAGUAGCUGGAACUCGUGGAUAUGUAGCACCUGAAUAUGCACUCUAUGGUCAGCUAACUGAGAAGAGUGAUGUCUACAGCUUUGGAGUGGUUGUUCUUGAGAUAAUUUGUGGAAGAAAAGCCCUUGAGUUUUCUUCAUCAGGGACACCGGUUUUCUUGAUUACUGAUUGGGUUUGGUCAUUGAUGAAAUCUGGGAAGAUAGGAGAGGCUUUGGAUCCUUCUAUGUUAGGAGAUGGAAAUUCUGCUAGAAACAUAAUGGAGAGGUUUUUGCUGGUUGGAAUUCUUUCUUCUCAUGUAAUGGUUGCUUCAAGGCCAACAAUUUUGAAUGUUUUGAAGAUGUUAGAAGGGGAUAUUGAGGUUCCAUCAAUUCCAGAUAGGCCACUGACUCAUGGGCACUAUGUGUUGUAUAAUGGUGAUUGCUCUGGGAUAAGCUCAGGAUGUGGUUUUGUGAGCUCAUGA